Mugil cephalus (flathead mullet) is the source of this 2384-nucleotide messenger RNA. RefSeq names its product vacuolar protein sorting 45 homolog (gene vps45). The coding region runs from base 352 to 2064 and encodes 570 amino acids. The transcript has 15 exons. Gene Ontology annotation, cellular component: Golgi membrane. The record is from RefSeq and is a predicted model, not a curated record. Gene Ontology annotation, biological process: vesicle-mediated transport; intracellular protein transport. Lineage: Eukaryota; Metazoa; Chordata; Actinopteri; Mugiliformes; Mugilidae.
AAUUUACAGUACGUACAUUAACAUGAAGUUAACUGUUACAGACACUGUUUAAAACAUUAAAAUAUAUUUUAAAUAUAUAAUCAACAACAACCACAAUAAUAAUAACCCUGUUUUAUCUCAACAAACUUAAACAUAAUGGACUCUUGUUGUUGAAAGGAAAACGUUUACGUUCAGACGCUUAAUGCGCAGGCGCAGUGGGUCAGCUCGGGUGACGUCACAGACCCGGAAGCAAGCAAGAGUGUUUUUGUCGCAGCAGCUGAUUUUUGUCUGAGAGCAGCAGAAACUAAACCUCCACAGUCACUGCUGCUGAUUGAUUCAUUAUUUAUUAGUUAGUUUUUCUCUCCCUUCACCAUGAAUGUGACUCUCGCCGUGAAGCAGUACAUCUCCAAGAUGAUCGAGAGCAGUGGGCCCGGGAUGAAGGUGCUGCUCAUGGAUAGAGAGACGACCAGUAUAGUGAGUGUGGUCUACACUCAGUCUGAGAUCCUGCAGAAGGAGGUUUACCUUUUUGAACGCAUCGACUCUCAGAACAGAGACAACAUGAAGCACCUGAAGGCAAUCUGCUUCCUGAGACCCACCAAGGAGAACGUAGAACAUCUGAUCCAGGAGCUGAGGAGACCAAAGUACAGCGUCUACUUCAUCUACUUCAGUAACGUCAUCAGUAAGAGUGAGAUCAAAGCUCUGGCCGAGGCUGACGAACAGGAGGUGGUGGCUGAAGUCCAGGAGUUUUAUGGAGACUUCAUCGCUGUGAACCCUCACCUGUUCUCCCUGAACCUGCAGGGAGUCUCCAGGGGGCGGAGCUGGGAGCCCUCCAUGUUGUCACGCUGUACCCAGGGUCUGACCUCUGUCCUCCUCGCUCUGAAGAAAUGUCCAAUGAUCCGCUACCAGCUGUCCUCAGACAUGUCCAAACGUCUGGCUGAGAGCGUCAAGCAAAUCAUCACCAAGGAGUACGAGCUGUUCGACUUCAGGAAGACUGAAGUUCCUCCUCUGCUGCUGAUCCUCGAUCGCAGCGACGACGCCAUCACGCCGCUGCUCAACCAGUGGACGUACCAGGCCAUGGUCCACGAGCUGCUGGGGCUGAACAACAACCGCAUCGACCUGUCCAGGGUCCCGGGGAUCAGCAAAGACCUGAAGGAGGUGGUUCUGUCCGCGGAGAACGACGAGUUCUACGCCAACAACUUGUACCUGAACUUCGGUGAGAUCGGCACCAACAUCAAGAACCUGAUGGAGGAUUUCCAGAAGAAGAGGCCGAAAGGACAACAGAAGCUGGAGUCCAUCACAGACAUGAAGGCCUUCGUAGAUAACUACCCUCAGUUCAAGAAGAUGUCGGGCACCGUGUCCAAACAUGUGACGGUGGUGGGGGAGUUGUCCCGGCUGGUGGCGGAGCGGCAGCUGAUGGAGGUGUCCGAGGUGGAGCAGGAGCUGGCCUGUCAGAACGACCACUCCAACGCCCAGCAGAGUGUCCGGCGGCUGCUGCAGAACCCUCGCCUCUCGGAGCUGGACGCCGUCCGGCUCGUGAUGCUCUACGCUCUGAGGUACGAACGCCACAGCAGCAGCGUCCUCCCGUCUCUGAUGGACGAGCUGAGCCGGAGGGGAGUGUCCGAGCGCCACCGCAGGAUGGUUCAGUGUGUGGUGGAGUACGGCGGCAAGAGAGUCAGAGGAAGUGACCUCAUCACACCGACCGACGCCGUCGCCAUCACCAAACAGUUCUUUAAGGGACUCAAGGGGGUGGAGAACGUCUACACUCAGCAUCAGCCUCUGCUUCACGACACCUUGGAUCAGCUGAUCAAAGGACGACUCAAAGACAGUCAGUUCCCGUACCUGGGAGCCAGCAGCCUCCGAGACAGGCCUCAGGACAUCCUGGUGUUUGUGAUCGGUGGAGCCACGUAUGAAGAAGCUCUGAGCGUCUACAACCUGAACCGGAUCACACCUGGAGUCCGGAUCGUCCUGGGAGGAAGCAGCAUCCACAACACCAAGAGCUUCCUGGAGGAAGUGAUGUCAGCGACGGGUCACAUCAGCGGCGGCGACAGAGCACAGGGAAGUGGUCGCCAUGGCAACAGACGUUGACCCACGACAGCCACUGUUCUUCUUCUUCCUCAUCGUCUUUCUCUUCUUCUUCUUCUUCUUCUUCAGCUCUCGUCAUUCCUCCAUCUGUGUGUCUAAAGGAACUGUCCAACACCGUCCCUGGCCACAUUAUUAGGAACACCCAGGCCACUAACCUGCUCACGCUGGCCUGGAGGAGGAGACUCAGACAGGAAGUGACUGGUCACCUGUACAGCAGUAAUUUAAUGUCCAUGUUGUUAUUUUCAGACUCAGUUUUCCUGAGAAACGAAGCAAACUUCCUGUGUGUCUGAAUGUUUUAACCAAUAAAAGAAAAACCAACGUCA